Varroa destructor (honeybee mite) is the source of this 5949-nucleotide messenger RNA. RefSeq names its product histone-lysine N-methyltransferase G9a (gene G9a). Gene Ontology annotation, biological process: negative regulation of transcription by RNA polymerase II; peptidyl-lysine dimethylation. Gene Ontology annotation, cellular component: nucleus; chromatin. The record is from RefSeq and is a predicted model, not a curated record. Gene Ontology annotation, molecular function: histone H3K9 methyltransferase activity; zinc ion binding; p53 binding. NCBI's taxonomy places the organism in Eukaryota, Metazoa, Arthropoda, Arachnida, Mesostigmata, Varroidae.
AUCUUGUUCGCUCUCGAUUGUUAACUUGCUCACGAUUUUACAGAAUAGUCGACUAUUGUCGAUACUAGCCAGCUAUAUCUCGGUUGAUGUUACCAGCGUAUCUCAGUUUGGCAAACCGGUCGACAGCUAACAAUGUCUCACACUGCCUCCCAAAACGCAAUUACAGCUGAAACAAAUCACCAUAAUGUGCGCUCACCUCUCUUGACUAGAUGCAGCCUUGGACUAGACACGAGCCCUGCAUCAAACAACUCCAUUGCCUUUUAUAUUCCUAUCUUCCUCUCUCUACCAUGACAAGCCGAUAACCUAAAAUAAUAAGAUAAGAUAUGAAACUACGAGUACAAUUGUCCUAUCCACACACUCAAAUGAAAAAAUGCAUCCGGUCGCAGGUCGCGUAUCUAGCCAUCGGGGACGAGCGAUAGACCGAAACCUGGUCCGGGUGCAAGCAGCAGCGCCAGCACUAGCUGACCACUGAACUCAAUUGAACCCGAGGAAGUGCUCGCCAAGCUCGAUUGGCCGCGUCGCUUUUGCCCAGUGCUAACGCAGACAGUACCGUCAAAUAACAGUAGCGGUACGCAAUUGUUAUUUUCAGUGACAGUUGGGUCAGCAACGGCAAGAGGCUUUCACGUCGCGGCGUCUUCGUCUGCUGUCGGUGGCCACUGCAGUGACCGUCGUUGCCGCUGACCUGGUCUGCUGGUUCGUCCCCUUGUCGCGGCUCGCACCGUCGCUGCCAGCAGCAGCGAUAAAAGCCGCUAGGGGGCCGCCGCACAGCUAGACAAGCGAUCUCCUGCUAGUCGUAACAAAUCAACGACAAGAUUGUUGUUGCGGUGAGGCCGAUUCGGACGGGGGAGUCAAAAGCGGGCGUCUUCUGACGGUCUUUACUACUUCUUCUGGCGAGUGCCGUCGUAGCACGGGGUGGGCGCGAGAUCUGCCGCUGCUCCGACCACUUCUAUUCGAAGAAGCUUCUGGGGCCAUUGUGGAUAGUAGCAGUACUGGAAAUCAUUGUAGUAUUAUCAUUAGCAGUCGCAAUAGCUGUGUAAUAAUAACAAGACGAGCGACUUCAACAGCACGGGCUUUGUGUCGAGUGCGGUCUCGGAAGUUGUACUGCUAAUGAAGUCGUAGUUUGUUAGUAUGCAACUGCAGUGUUGUGUUGCAGCUUAUCUUGUACGAUGUUAGUGCCGGUGUAAUGCCAGUUAACGCAGCACCAAAGGCAACUUAUGCGUAUGAAUAGUGGCCAUUACAGUAGUAUUAAUGUAUAGGUGAUAAAAGGCAAAGAACGCUGGCUGGCUGGCUGGCUGGCGGUUUUGUUCGGUUCAGUGUACUACUGCUGCUGCCGUCGCCUGCUGUGUCUGUGCUGUGUUUUCUAACAGCAGAUAGCAGGCGCCCUCGUUGGAAUCGCUGAGGACGCCGGCUUGCCGCGUAACGUUACGCAGGUCGCGUCCAGUACUACCCCCUGAAAAGAUCGUGUGCUAUUACAACAGAACAAGGUGCCGCGGUGGAAACAAUCGAGAUUCGGCGGCCGCGAUACGCCGAAGAUGGAUAAGUCGUUAAUUCGGCCACGAGGCCGACCGCCGCAAGCUGUCAAGAGAUCUCGUCACAGCGACGGACUUUCGGAGCCAGCUGCUCCUCCAGCUCGAGAAAGUGAAAUUCGAACGCGCCGAAGUGCUGGGGCCAGCACUCAAUUGGGUGGACUCGGACACGACAACACAGUCACCCCAUCGCCUCCCCGAAAGAAAGCCGCUCACGACAACUCCAAGGUACAGAAUUCGUCAUCCGCUUCCACUCCUUCCGAAAGCAAUGGAGCUUCGGCCAAUGGCGAGGGCGGCACCGGGCCGCUAGCUCGUCAAGGUUCUGGAGUCAACACCAGCAGCAACGUUCACAGGACGCGCUCUAACAAGCAGGUUGCUCAGCAGUUAACGCCGGUAUCCACCACCGGUAAGGCGUCCCACGCCGUCGUGGCGCCUGUAACCAAAGCACAGGUGAUUCCUAGCAGGAACCAGUCUGUUGCUUCACAAAACGCUGCUCAGCCCAAGAUUCAACCGCUGACGGUUGUCCUGGAGCGUGAGCGGCGAUGGGUUGCGAGUCCAACUCAUUCGACUUCGUCGCAGGACUCCGCCGCCAUCCCGCCCGCCGACCAGCAGAUCCGCAGUGCGUUCUUCCGUAAGGAGGUGAAGCGGCGACGCUACUUUAAGGGCAUGACGUACUCACUUGGCACGCGAAAGAAGAAGCCGAAACCGAAGGCAGCAAAAACUAACAGUCCAACUGGAAAAAGUGUGGCAUCCGCGUCGAACGCUACUUCUGUGGAAGGUCAGGAAAGCGAAUCAACCCAGGAGUCGUUUGCAGAGGAUUCGGCCGCUGAGGGUCACGCAGAUACAUCGGCGGUAAUGGAGACGUCCUGUGAUGACAGUAAGGACGUUAUCGAGGAAGAUGAGGAGGAGGAAGAGUGCCCACAAGAGUCUGACGUAGAACAAGACAAUGCCGAUCAAGAAAACGAUGACGGUCAGGAGAUCGAUAAUGAUGAUGCCGACACUGGUCACGAUGAUGAAGGCGAUGCCCAUGAUGAUCAAAGUCGUGACCAAGCAGAGGCGGAUCAGGACGAACAGGACGACGAUGAAGAUGACGAUCAGGAUGAAGAGGUGGAAAUUACCGAGCCACGGAAAAGACGAAGCCUCAGGGAACGCGUGCCAGUGACGACUGACAACGAUGCUGACGACGACGAAGUUGACGAAGAUGAAAGCGAAGAGGAAGAAGACGAGGAUGAGGAGGAGUCACAGGACGAAGCGAGCAAGGACGCCGUCGUUAUGAAAUCUGAGGAGGGAGUCGUAGAUGAGCCUGAUGAUGAAAAACUCCAACAGAAAAUACACAUCACGAUCAAGAUGGCCAACCAAGACACCAAGGAGGGUGGGACGCCAAAGGUAGUUGAAACUCGACGACGCCUUGAGGAGAAUGGCGCGGCUGCGGGUGUAGGUUCAGUAUCGACCCCAAGAGCAAACGGUAGCGCAGUGAACGGCAGGGAAAGUCGUGACUCAGGUGGUGGUGGAAACGUUGGCAACAACAGUAUUUUGUCGUCGGUGAAGACGCGAAACCGAGUGAAACGAAGGUACGAUGAAAAUCUUGUUGAUAUUGACGACCCUACGUUUGUAGAGGCUGCCGGUGACGUUCAGGGCGGCGACACAGGACAACAGACCACAACUACAGUUGCGGGAGGCACGUCUGCUGCUGCGACGGCCGUUGCUAUUAGCGACGGACCCGAAGAGCCCGCUAGACCUUCCCGUGGCCAGCAACCCUCUCCGCCCGUUCAAGGAGCCGCGCUAGUGCCUUAUUACACUCAAGAAGCAUCGAUCGUACCUUCCAACUAUAAGAUCGAGCAUCUGAUCGAUAAAUCGAUCCCAAUGUACCGGUGUCACUGUUUAUCGCUACCUCUCUCGCAUGCCCCACCGCCAGCGGCAGGAAACGAUUUUCUUUGCCAGGCGCUAGAUGGCAUUGCGGGACGCAUUCUUGGCUGUUCCAAGAAAGUCAAAAGCUUCGAUUUGUAUCGAGCAUCGCAACGCACGGCCUUUGGCUUGCUUUGUGAGGGUCACCUCGUGCGUCUUCUCGGACACCAAUGCUGUCCCACAUGUGGUGUGUUCUGUACUCAAGGUGAAUUCAUGAUGUGUAGAACAGGCGAAGGCACUCGUAUCCAACGGCAUUUCUACCACCGGGAAUGCGCGUUUCGGCCAUCGCCACUAGAAACCGUUGGCGGCGUAACGGACUUGUGCCCGCACUGCGGUGAGACCAAUAAAAUGAUGUCGAUCAAGCUGACAUUGGAAAGUGAGUCGUCAGCAGUAAGUUUCAGCCAGAAGAUCUCAUCAACCGGUCCACGAGCGAAGAUGAGUCUUGGCAGUUCAGCACGAGAUAUGAAUGACGGAAUAGAGAGGCCAGCAAUAACUUUAGCCGGAAUGCCCACGCCGGAGGAACCGCUAGGUGAUGAAGUUGAUAUCAUGGUCAAUGACAAAUCGUUGCUCACUGCCAACACAGCUUGGUGUCCGGACAUCAAUCGAGUGACUCGUGCCGCACAAGCCUUCAACAAGGCGUUAGCGCCCCGGGUGAACACGAAGACGCUGUUUUCAGCCGCGCGUCAGGGUGACGUCGAACGUGUCGUACUCGCUAUCAUGUCAGGUGUGGAUCUCUGUAGCACGUCAGCGGAGGAAGAUAACUACACAGCGUUGCAUGUGGCAGCCGAAAUGGGACAUGUUGACGUGUGUCAUCUUCUGGUACGCGCAGGCUGUCCACUCGACGCGCUUGACGCCGGCCUAUAUACGCCAUUCAUGACGGCGGUCGCUGCCGGGAAGGGUCGUGCGGCACGGUGCCUGAUGGCUCUUGGUGCGGACACUGCAAAAUGCGGUGAAGACGGCAUGACAUGCCUGCAUCUUGCCAGCAAGGCUGGAUUACACGAUGUCGUACAGCUAAUUCUCAAACGCAGCACGGCUCAGGUAAAUGCACAGGACGAGGGCGGUUGGACGCCGAUUGUCUGGGCUUCCGAACAUCAACAUUCGAACGUCGUCUUACUUUUGCUGAAACACGGGGCCAACCCGAAUAUCCGCGACUCGGAAGGUAACACGGCGUUACACUGGUCCGCCUAUUCCGGGACUGUCGACAUUUUGCUCAUGUACCUCGAGCUCGGCUCUGAUAUCAACGGAGCCAAUGAGCUGGGCGACACACCAUUGCACGUGGCUGCUCGCCAAGACAAAUACGAAAUGGUUAUGUUGCUCCUGGGUCGUGAGGCAGACGUGUGCGCCAUCAAUGAAGCUGGCCAAACGCCCAUCGAGGUUGUUAAGGACAAAAAUUCGCCGUGCUUUUAUGCGAUUCAGCUUAGCGUCGAAAUGAAAAAAGCUAUUCGCAGCGCUCGCCGAGCUAAGCCGGUCCCGCGUGUCGUCCACAAAGACAUUUCUCGCGGCAAGGAGAAGCACGCAAUCAGGGUCGUGAAUGAAGUCGAUGAGGACCGUUCAAUCCCGUCCGAUUUCAUGUACCUGACUAACAACUGCGAAACGACGCUAUUACACAUUGACACGACAAUACAGUCGCUUCAGUCGUGCAAGUGCCAAGAUGAUUGUACUUCGAUAUUGUGCCAGUGUACACAACUAGCGAAUGGGUGCUGGUACAGGGACGGCCGACUAGUUGAACAUUUCAACUUCAAGGAGCCCCCGAUUCUAUUCGAGUGCAACCGAGCAUGCGCCUGUUUCACGACAUGUCAGAAUAGAGUGCUGCAAAACGGCAUUAAGGUACAUUUAGAAUUAUUCAAAACGGCACUAACCGGUUGGGGAGUGCGAGCGCUACAGGAGAUUCCCAAGGGUUCAUUUGUGUGUGAAUAUGUCGGGGAGGUGAUAACCGAUAAGGAGGCUGAUCAACGUGAAGAGGACAGCUAUCUUUUUGAUCUCGAAAACAGGGACGGAGAUACGUUCUGUAUUGAUGCUCGUCACUAUGGUAACGUGUCACGUUUUAUUAAUCAUGCAUGCGAGCCCAAUGUGCAUCCGGUGCGAGUAUAUGUUGACCACCAUGAUCUGCGCUUUCCCAGGAUCGCCCUUUUUGCUACGAGGGAUAUUGCUGCUGGCGAACAGCUAGGUUUCGACUAUGGUGAAAAAUUCUGGGUGAUUAAAUACAAAUCGUUCCUGUGCGGGUGUGGUAGUCCACGAUGCAAAUACAAUGCCGAUAACAUUCAAACCGCACUUGAGGCGUAUUAUAACCGUAACGCGACAGACGAUGACUCCAUAGUGAGCGGGGAAUAGUAGUUGCGCUGGACUACCGCUGCCACCAUGGAAAACUCCGAUAGCCGAAGAUCUAUAGAUUGUUUAUGCGGAACUGCUGCACCGAGUUGCCAGCGUCAUUGAAUAUCAGAAAUGCUCACUCGCGUCAUUCCGGAGCCUGCGACACAACUUUGAAGCAGGAGGGCAAUAUCGUCACACAAACUGAAUA